AUGCCCGAGUUUGGUAUGCUUAACAACAACAUCGAGGCUCUUCUGGGCCUAAGAACACCAGCUAUGAGCGGCGGCUCAACCGUCCAACACAUCGACGCUGUCGAUGCCCUUGCUCGAAAUCUCUAUCUCCGCGCCAAACAGUCAGGACUUCCAUUUACCGGUGUCGCUGAUGCCGUUCGCAACCUUCAUCGAGUCCUACGACAUCUGCGUAUCGAAGCUGCUGAUCAAGACUCCCUCUUGAACAACGCUGAUGCCUCAUCUACGUCACUUUACGCCCGCAAACUCUCGAUUCACAUUGAAAAUUGCGACUUUGCCCUCGCUGAACUUGAAACGCUCCUGGACAGAUACGGAGACGGUCGCGCUAUCAUGGCUGAGGACGAACGCCUACGCGAUAACAAACUAUUUGAAAUGAAACAGAAACUUGACGAUGAAAAAUAUAGCGUUGACUUGUUUCUGGACGCUGUUCAGCUGCAUGCCGAGAACAGACCCACCAGAGUUGUCGAAGGCCAAGAGGGUCUAGAGAGAAUCAAGGAUGUCGUUGACGAAAUCGCCACCAAACUAUUCCGGAAUCGCAACGAAGGUAGUUUUACCGAAGACGAGGAUGGUUUGUGGCGCGAGUUCAAGAUCGAGCUCGAGGAUCGAGGGUUUUCACCUCAAGUGCUACGUAAACACAAGGAUGUUCUACGAGCAUACAUUCGUGAGCUCGAGUCUGUUCAGAACCAGAACGGCGGAAACUACCCUUCAGUCCGAGGUCUCCUAGAGCAAGAAGCACGAUCCCAGCCUUCUUCGCCGAGAGAAGACAAUGGUAACCCUUACGAGAAAUACCCGCCUGUUAUCCUCACUGGCGGUCGACGCAGAUCAAACAGUGACCCCCCUCGAGACAUUAUGUCGCAAUCGCCGAAAGAUGGCGACAGCGAGUCUGACUAUUCUAUGGCACUCGUAUCAACCCAGGACUUGCUCAGCAUGGACAAACUCAAUUCUCGAAUAGCAAACUUGAGUGUCCAGCCAAAUGACCAGUACAGUCUGGCUCCUGAGCCCAAAUAUCUUCCACCCAACAGCCUGCCGGGUGCUCCAGAGAUGUCUAGUUCGCCAACUACUCAUCACUACGGGGCCUCUCCACGCUCUAUGCCCCCUAUGCCUCAUCAUUUGAAUAGCGGCCCACCAUCUUAUGGUAGCAGCCCACGGAGCAGCGCUCCUCGGCUGGCUCCAGACCGAUGGGGCAACGAGAUCCCACCUGAUGCUCAGUGGACUAGAAUCAGACGAGAGCGUGUCAGCCCUGAGGUACUCGAGCGGGCUGGUGUGCGGUAUGAAGCACGUCCUGACUAUGUUGCAGUCUUGGGUAUUUUGACUCGAGAGCAGAUUGAGGAGUAUGCUCGUCAAAGUGCAGCAUGUCGUGCUGCACGGUUGGCACGUGGUCCACCGCCUCGUAGGCAUGAUCACUACUCUGAGCGUAGAGACUCGAGGAGCAGCCGAGAGGAUGACGAUGAUGACAGCGGGGUCUUUGAAGAAAGCGAUGUCACAGACGAUGAAGAUGACAAGUCUUCAGAGAAAGGUACAAAGAGCUACCCAGUCAUCGUCAACCCCCCCACAAAGAGCAAGACAUCCCCUUCCAGCACUACUCUCCCGAAGCCAAUCUUGAAGAACAAGAAUGAAAACCGCGUUCAUUUCGACCCAGAGCCUUACGAGGUAGAUGGCCGAAGUCCCCGCUCUUAUAGAGAUGACCGACACCGCGAUCGCAAUCACGAUCACCGCGAUGAUCACCGUGAUCGCCGACGACCGAGCCCGUCUAGGUCAUCCCGACGCUCGCGAAGGUAUUCUAAUGGUGGAGAUCGACACUCACGUAGCGACAAGCACGGCGACUACUACUACGAUGGUGGCAAGCGCUAUCAUCGUGAAAGAGAUCGUGACCGUGAUCGCGACAGAGAAAGAGAUAGAGACCGUGACCGAGACCGUGACCGUGAUAGAAGAAGUACAAGGAGAGAAGAUCGCCCUCAAGGGAGAAAGAAAUGGGGUGAAGCUCUCGGUGCAGUCGGCAUUGGAGGUGCAGCAGUGAGUCUUUUGAGCGUCCUCGCUGAAGCUGCGUCAUGA
This is a messenger RNA of Fusarium venenatum, 2088 nucleotides long. RefSeq lists its product as uncharacterized. The record is from RefSeq and is a predicted model, not a curated record. NCBI's taxonomy places the organism in Eukaryota, Fungi, Ascomycota, Sordariomycetes, Hypocreales, Nectriaceae.